AUGACGGACUCGCCAUUUCCCAACGCAACCGCGGUACAAACGGAGUUCCAUUCGUUACGGUCGUCAACCUCGACGCAGUCACCCCGUAGCCCGACCCGUUGUCCGCCGUUUGCUGGCAAAUUCCGCUACGCGGUCAUCGCAGGGAUCGUAGCGAUCGCGUUGGCAGCAGCGAUUACGCUUAUCGUCGUGCUAACCACAUCAGAUGACGAUGAGAGCACGGACCCAUUGGUGGCAGGGAGCGCUCCGCUCGUGCUGCCUCACGUCGCUGUAGCCAACUUGACCAUGGUGAGUGCAGCGUCAACUGACAGGACGCUGGAGGCGUGCGUCCAGCGUGGAUGGAUCCCAACGGGUGUCGACUGGGCCGCAGCAGUUUCAGCAUCAAGUGGCCCAUUGUGGUACUUGUGCAUGCAGCAGAGCAUUCAAGGCGAGGAAACUGAUGUCGUGGGGGCCGUCAGUUUGGACGGUGUGUCGGUGAUGCGUCGCAUCGUUGUCGUGUCAGAUACCGAUAGCUGUCCGUCGCCCAUGCAGACGGUGUCAAACCCAAGCUCCAGCGUCUUCGUCUGUGCAGAAUACGUCUCGGCUACCACUGCAUUCGAGACUCAACAGUACGUGGUCGACCUCAUGACAACUACCGAUGCGCGUUACCCUGUGCGUCCCAUCGUUGGACUUGCUGUUCUGACCAAUGCGACAAGUGGUACCAUGUAUUCCGCUUGUGAUGAGCUACAGCCGCUGGGACAAUGGGAGGCACCAGGAUUCAUGCUCAAGUCAUCUGCUAGCAGGAGCAGCAGCUCCAGUAGCGUUGUUGUUUGCGUGCGGCGUCCGUCGUCCAGCACGACUGGUGCCUAUUCCGUCUUGACUGCCCUUGAUGUGGUGUUGCCAACAGAAUCGUGUCCUGGAUCGAGUGUCAAUGGCACGGAAAUUGUCAGUGAACGGAUCAAACUUUGCGCUGGAUGGAGCCUUGUUAACUUCGGAAACACUAGCAACUUGGUAUCCAUCCCAGCAACUUCAUCGUUUGUUGCGGAGUUGUCACAGUACCAAACUACUGAAGAUGAAGCUGCUAGUUUCAACAUCUCGUCGCUCCCUGGCGAUUGGGACGUUAGUGGAUAUGGAUCUACGGGAGAUGUGCGUACAUUCUUCUUGACUCGACAGUACAAGCCGUUUGUCCUGAACACCACGUCCAUCAGCACCGGUAACACUGCAAACGUUGACAGCGAAGUGUCGUCGUCAGUUGAGGCAGUUGCUUCUCGCUCGCUCGAGGAGCUAUCAUUUCGAGUGCUCCAAAUCGCUGACAUGCAUAUCACCGGUGAUCCAGAUCGUCGGUGUUCCGAUGGCCCUAGCUCGAUUCGGGAUAGCAUUUUGGCAGCUGCGUCCGAAAUAGCUCAGCAGAUGAGGGAAGAAGGCAAUUUCACGCAAUCAGUAGCCGCUGGCGAAGGAAAUGACCCGCUGUACCGUGAGUGUCGCGAAGCGGUUACGGUCGCAUUCGUCGACGAGUUACUUGACAUUGAGCAGCCUGAUUUUGUAGUAUUCACGGGCGACAAUGUCCAUCAGUACUCGGAUCGAAAGAUGCACACGGUGGCCAUGAACACGUUCACUGCUCGCAUCGAGAGGAGAAAAAUUCCGUGGUGCUCUGUGUUUGGCAACCAUGAUACGGAAGGCGGAUUAUCACGAGAAGAAAUGCUGGAGCUGAUGAUACAAGGGAAGCAAUACUCGCACGUGAAGUACGGUCCUCGUGACAUUGGAGGUGUCGGGAACUACGAGGUUAAUGUUGUGGCACCAGCAGAUGGUAUCUGGGGUGAGAAAGGGUCUACAGUCUUCCGCAUGUAUUUCUUGGACUCACAUGCCCUUAUCGACGCUGCAGCUUAUCCGUCUGUCAUUGACCCCGAUGACUAUGACUGGAUAAAAGAGGCUCAGAUCAACUUUUACCGGGAGCUCGCACAGUCUCACAUGACCGAAGGAGCUGAGCAGAACGACAGUGCAUUGCUGAAUGGCACUGUACCGGCAGUGAUGUACUACCACAUCCCUGUUCCAGAGUACGGGCUAGCCUCCCCGUCGACUCGGGUUGGCGCAAGCCUUGAAACUACUUACAGCGCUGCGGUAAACAGCGGCUUAUUCUCAGCGUUGGUCGAAGUGGGUGAUGUAAAGGCCACUUUCGUGGGGCAUGACCAUGUCAAUGAGUACUGCUACUUGCGUCAAGGCGUUCAACUUUGCUACGGUGGUGGUAUUGGGCUUGGCGCAGCGUACGGGCAGGCCGGCUUUGAGCGUCAAGCUCGAGUACUGGAAUGGAAAUUCCACGUCAACAAAACCCGAACAAUGCGAAGUUGGCAGCGCCAUUUCUCGGAUCCUACACAGAUCCAGUCGCUCGAAGUUCUCUACUCGGAAUAG
Messenger RNA from Peronospora matthiolae, 2382 nucleotides. The record is from the annotation of a GenBank genome assembly. Lineage: Eukaryota; Oomycota; Peronosporomycetes; Peronosporales; Peronosporaceae.